AUGCCUGUUUCUAUCGCUCUGUACUUCAUAGAAUCCAACAACUUAUAUUCGGGAUCUCUUACUUUCGCAACUGACACCUCACCCAAUUGCGUUACGAUUGGGGAUGUCAAUAGUGAUGCGAAACCUGACAUAGUUACGGCAAAUUAUGGUGCAAACACAGUGAGCGUUCUCCUAAAUACAGAAAAUGGCACAUUUGCUUCUCAAACUAACUAUACAACCGGCACCAGUCCACACUCAGUUGCAAUAGGCGAUGUCAACAACGACGCGAAACCUGAUAUAGUUACGGCGAACUAUGUUGGAAACUCGGUGAGCGUUCUCCUGAAUAUGGGCAACGGAACAUUCCGCCCUCAAAAUACAUUUCCAACUGCCAGUGGCCCAUACUCAGUUGCGCUUAGUGAUGUUAACAAUGAUACGAAACCUGAUAUAAUUACAGCAAAUUAUGGUUCAAACUCAGUGAGCGUUCUCCUCAAUAUCGGCAACGGAACAUUUCGCUCUCAAAAUACAUUUCCAACUGGUGCGUAUCCAUACUCAGUUGCGCUUGGUGAUGUUAACAAUGAUGCGAAACCUGACGUAGUUACGGCGAACUAUGCUGGAAACUCGGUGAGCGUUCUCCUGAAUAUGGGCAACGGAACAUUCUGCCCUCAAAAUACAUUUCCAACUGGUCCGUAUCCAUACUCAGUUGCGCUUGGUGAUGUUAACAAUGAUGGGAAACCUGACAUAAUUACAGCUAAUUCUGGUGCAGUCACAGUUAGUGUUCUUUUCAACACAGGCAACGGGACAUUUUCUCCUCAAACCACCUUCCAAACUGGUAUGUCUCCAUACUCAGUUGCCAUCGGUGAUGUUAACAAUGAUACAAAACCUGAUAUAAUUACGGCCAGCUAUUAUAUAAGCACAGUUAGUGUUCUUCUCAACACAGGCAAUGGCACAUUUGUUUUUCAAACUACCUAUGCAACUGGUGCACGUCCAUUUUCCGUUGCGAUUGGUGAUGUUAACAAUGAUACGAAACAUGAUAUAGUUACGGCUAAUUCUGGUGUAGCUACAGUUAGUGUUCUUCUCAAUACAGGCAAUGGCACGUUCCGCUCUCAAAAUACCUAUGCAACUGACAGUGAUACACAAUCAGUUGCGAUCGGUGAUGUUAACAGUGAUGGGAAACCUGAUAUAGUCACGGCAAAUUCCCCUGCAAACACAGUUAGUGUUCUUCUCAAUACAGGCAAUGGCGGAUUUUCACCUCAAACCACCUUUGCAACUGGCGCAUAUCCAUACUCAGUUGCGAUUGCUGAUGUUAACAACGAUGCCAAACUCGAUAUAAUUACAGCAAAUUCUGGUGCAAACACAGUUAGUGUUUUUAUCAAUACAGGCAAUGGCACAUUCAGUUCUCAAAAUACAUUUCCAACUGGCAAUGGUUCAUACUCAGUUGCGAUCGGUGAUGUUAACAGUGAUGGGAAACCUGAUAUAAUUACAGCAAAUCGGGGUGCCAACACUGUUAGCGUUCUCCUCAAUAUGGGCAACGGAACAUUCCGCUCUCAAACUACCUAUGUGACUAGCAGUGAUCCACGAUCAGUUGCGCUCGUUGAUGUUAACAAUGAUGCGAAACUCGAUAUAAUUACAGCAAAUUAUGGUAACAACACAGUGAGCAUUCUUCUCAAUGUAGGCAACGGCACAUUUCGGCCUCAAAUCGCCCUUGCAACUGGCAAUGGCUCAUACUCAGUUGUGAUCGGUGAUGUUAACAGUGAUGGGAAACCUGAUAUAAUGACAGCCAAUUAUAAUGCAGACACAGUGAGCGUUCUCCUGAAUAUGGGCAACGGAACAUUCCGCUCUCAAACUACCUAUGCAACUGGCAGUAGACCACAAUCUGUUGCGCUUGGUGAUGUUAACAAUGAUGCGAACGUGGAUAUAAUUACAGCAAAUCGGGGUGCCAACACUGUUAGCGUUCUUCUCAAUACAGGCAGUGGCACAUUUUCUCCUCAAAUCACCUUUUCAAUUGGCGCAUUUCCAAACUCAGUUGCGGUUGAUGAUGUUAACAAUGAUGCAAACGUUGAUAUAAUUACGGGAAAUGGAGGGAAUGUUGGAAUUUUAUUUCAUUAUUGA
This is a messenger RNA of Adineta ricciae, 2088 nucleotides long. The record is from the annotation of a GenBank genome assembly. Lineage: Eukaryota; Metazoa; Rotifera; Eurotatoria; Adinetida; Adinetidae.